Molecule: messenger RNA, 1082 nt
Organism: Maniola jurtina (meadow brown)
Lineage: Eukaryota; Metazoa; Arthropoda; Insecta; Lepidoptera; Nymphalidae
Product: WD repeat domain-containing protein 83
Exons: 1
Coding region: 152-1063 (303 amino acids)
Biological process (GO): mRNA splicing, via spliceosome
Cellular component (GO): catalytic step 2 spliceosome
Molecular function (GO): protein binding
Source: RefSeq, a predicted model, not a curated record
UAAUCUGUAAUAAGCAUGAAGUUGGUGUGAAGCGCUAAAAAGAAAACAAUAUAAUGAGAAAUUAUUAAUUUGUAUACAUUCCAGAAAAAAAGAUUUUAUCAAAACCGAUAUAUAUAUAUAUAUAUAUAUAUAUAAUUAUUUAUCAAUAAUUAUGAGUGAUAAACCUGGACUAUCAACAAUUGAAGCCAUAACAUGCAGACAACAAGUGGUGCGAGCCGUACGGUUCAAUAUUGACGGGGCGUACUGCCUGACUUGUGGUGCUGAUAAGAAAAUUAAAUUGUGGAAUCCCUAUAGCAAGUUGUCACUGAAAACUUAUGGUGGUCAUGCAAAUGAGGUUCUAGAUGCUGUUGGUUCAUGUGAUAGCAGCCAUAUCAUAUCAGGUAGUGCUGAUAAAUCAGUAAUUCUAUGGGAUGUGACGACAGGACAGCCAUUGAGACGAUACCGAGGCCAUGCCAGUUCAGUAACGUGUGUGAAAUACAAUGAAGAAUCCACAAUGGCUGUUUCCGGAUCUAUAGACAACACAGUUUGUUUUUGGGAUGUUGUAAGUCGAAGGCAAGAGCCCGUACAGACUUUGAAAGAUGCUAAAGACACUAUUACCUCUAUACAGGUUACUGAUCAUGAAGUUUUGACUUCUUCAGUUGAUUGUCACACCCGUUUAUACGAUUUGAGGGUAGGAAAAAUGUUUUCAGACUACAUCGGCCAUGUUGUUACAUAUGCUAGUUUAACUCAUGACGGUCAGUGUUAUAUACUAAGUUGUGCGGAUAGUACAGUUAAAUUAUUUGAUAAAGAUUCUGGGGAGUUACUAAAUACUUUUUCUGGUCAUGAAAGUAAAGAUUAUUUGUUAGAAAAUGCAGUUAAUGAAACGGAUAGUCACAUUAUUUCUGGAUCAGCAUCUGGAGAAGUAUUUUAUUGGGACUUAGUUUCCAGUACUUGUACACAGAAAUUAGUGCACAGUAAGAAUAAGCCUGUUGUUUCAUUAAGUCAUCAUCCAACUGAGAAUUAUUUACUAACUGCUUGUGAAGAUGAAAUCAAACUUUGGGGUGUUCCGAAGAUGGAAGAAUAAAUAAAUGAUUUUUUUAUAC